Molecule: messenger RNA, 3709 nt
Organism: Gloeophyllum trabeum ATCC 11539
Lineage: Eukaryota; Fungi; Basidiomycota; Agaricomycetes; Gloeophyllales; Gloeophyllaceae
Product: timeless-domain-containing protein
Exons: 11
Coding region: 41-3565 (1174 amino acids)
Biological process (GO): replication fork arrest; DNA replication checkpoint signaling; DNA repair
Cellular component (GO): replication fork protection complex
Molecular function (GO): DNA binding
Source: RefSeq, a predicted model, not a curated record
AAGACGCGAGCUCCGUACUCUGCUGCGACCUGCAGCAACCAUGGACGACGGCGACCUCUCCCAUGAGUCUGAAGUCGAGCAGUAUGUCGACAGACGUACUAUUCUGGAGCCGGCCAUCUCGAGCGUCGUUGACGCGCUCGGCGGCUACGAAAACGGACGCUACCGGCUGGGCGACGAGGCAUACGGCUGUCUGAAGGACCUGAAGAAGUUCUGGCGGAAGGACGACACCGACGAUGAACGUACCGUUGCUCGGAUAUUUUGGGACACGCGGGUGCUGCCCAAUGACCUCGUUCCGAUCCUGCUGGCGACUGCGGGACAAGGGGAGGUGGAGGACAAGAGGGCCGUCGCUUGUGUCGAUCUGAUGGCGGCUAUGACUUGGCCUAUAGACCUUGCGGAGGAGCUGAAGGAGCUGGACGAGGAUUUGGACAAGGGGACCGACUAUACGCAGCUGCUCACGAGUCACUUGCACUACAAGGCGGCGAUUCUGAAGGAGGGGGUGCUGGAGGCGAUGUUCGGCAUCGUCGUGCCGUGCAUAACGAAGGACAAGAAGGAGCGGAAGGAGAGGGACGUGCAGAUCAUCAAUGUGGUCCUCUAUCUUAUUCGCAAUCUCGCCUUUAUCAAGGACCCUCCGCCGAAUAUGUAUGCGUCUUCCGACCGCACGGAGCUGUCGUCCUUGCAGUCAAAGCUGGUGAAGAGGCUCUCGGAGUCGCACUUGACUGAUCUCAUUAUGACUAUCGCCUCUAAUGCUCUUGACCCUUUGUAUAAUCCCUGGAAUACUCUGGCUUUGGAGAUAUUCUACUUGAUGUUCCGUGGCGUGACGCCCAGUUCACUCGCCCUGGACCAAGCGAAGCAACCUACUGCUACCUUACACCGACUGCUGGAGGUCGAGAAUCGAAUUCGGCGCGACGUAGCGAGAAGUACAUCAUCGAGACACUCUCGUUUCGGGACGACGAUCUCAGUCAAGCUAAACCCCAAGAGGGGCUCCGCCGGCGAGAACAGCAAACAAGCCGAGUCUGUGCUUUCGUCGCAAACGUUUGUGAUGCACCGCCAACAGGCGAUCGGCGGUGAGGCAGGGAGCAUCAUCGACCUUACUAAGAAACAGAGAGCCCCGAAGACAAAGAAGGUCGACGAGCUGGCGCGAGAGGAUAACCUAUCUAUGGAGGCAAGGACCAUCCUACAGAACUUGGCUCGAACUUUCGUCGAAUCUGCUCUCAACCCCUUCCUUGCGUCACUGCUGAAAGACAUCAAGGCCGAGCGCGCCAAGAUCACAGAGAAGGACAACUUGCGCCUCCUAUACGUGACCAAGUGGUUCCUCGAGUUCUUCCUGCGCGAGCGGGCUGCUCGUGACGGGAAGGACGGACAGGCAUGGGAUUUUGGCCUCAUUGCAGAAGUGACCGACCGCGGCUGGAUAGUCUGGGUGCUCAAGCGUAUGCGUGAGGCUGUGGAUGAGAAGCCCAAGCUAUGGACGGAAUUGCAAGCAGGCAUCGAAUGCCUCACGCAGCUGUUAGCUCUCAUAGACAGCAUGAUGAGCAGCGCCGACGUCGACCCGACGAUCGUCGAGGCAGCAGAGAUUUUGCAGCAACAGCUGAUUUAUAGUGGUGAGGUGCUGGAUGUCGCCUUCGAGAGCCUGCGCUCCUACCGCGAGGGAACGCAGUCCUUGGCGUAUCUAGGGGCCAGUGUUAACCUUGCGCAUAGCCUGUUUAAGAUGCUUGAGAAAUGGAGUAAGACAAAGGGUGAGAUGUAUGUGAGGAAACGGGUGAAAUCUAAGAAGAAGAAAGGGAAAGGGAAAGAAACCGAAGAGGGGGAGGGGGUACCGGAUGUCGAAGACGUGGAAUCAGCCUCGGACAAUGAAGAUCUGGUCCGAGAAACGACAUUGACCAUGGAGGCGUUCGAGUUGCGCUUUGCGCAUUCGGAGAUAAACCACACUUUGUUGGCAUAUCUGUCUAGAUACAAAGAGUACUCGUCGGCGGAGGAAAUGAGACGCAUUGUCAAGCUACUCCACAGACAGGCCGUGAAAGCGAAGGCGGAAGGAUUAUUCUUCCAGGCUUCGACUCUGGACUUGUUCAAGACAAUUUUAGCGGACCAGAAAUCCCUGCCGAAGGAUCAACCGUACAAAGACCUCGUGGCGCUGAUUAACUACAUACUGCGUCAAUUCUUCAAAGCUGUCGACGAAGAGCCGCUGGUCCUAGUCGAGGCGUUCUUCCCGAAGAACCGCGGAACGUGGAAGAGAUUCUCAAGCUGGGAACCCGACAAGAAAGUUAAAGCAGAAGAACAGAUGGUGGAAGACAAGAGGUUCCCGCCGGACGUCCAAGUUAAGAAGGGCUACUCCUGGAGCGAACAGGUUGGCAUCGCUGUCGCUUGUCUAACGGACGACGGGAAGCGCGAGUUAGUCGAAUGGGUCAAAGACAUCUUGUCGCUGGUAAUAGCCCAGCGGAGAAGAAUUGUGGAGGAGACGGAUGGCAGCUCGUCGAAGGCUGGUUUGGACAGCGAUGCAGAGUCUGAUGCAGAGAAUGUCUUCAUUGAGCGCAACCGGGGGCCUUCCGAGGAGGCUCUCGCGAAGUUCACGGAUUACCUAAUUCCCUACAUCAAUGAUGAACAAGCGGACGCUGCGACUAGAAACCCACAUCUGAAAUUAAUCUUCCGUCUACUCAAGUUCGAGAUCGUGGAUGAAGAUGCCGACGAGCUGGAAUGGCAUGUGCCCAAGAGUAUUCCACCAGACGAACUGCAGAGCGGUCGCAAUGUCAUCGACCAGUUCCUGGAGAAUCCUAUCGACUUGGACGGCAAAAAAGCUGCCUCACUUCUAACGAAGAAAGCGCGCAGGCGCACAAGACGGCGCCAAGCCACGCCUGACUCGGACGCGGAAGUUGAGUUGUUGGAUGAUGAACCCAAGAAGAGGGCCAAGAAAAAGAAGGAGAACAAGCAGUACAAGUCCGCGCAAUUCAUCGAAGACAGCGACGGCGAGGAGGAGGACAUCAAAGCCUUCUUCGAAAAGGAGAAGCAACUCAGAGAAAGAAUGGCGCUCGCCGCGGUGGAUGGGAAGAUAGCAACCAUGCGACCAACGGGCACGAAGAAGCGGCGUAAGAAGGACGGCGAAGACAAGGUGAAGCAGCGGAAGAAACGCAAGGGCGACCCCAGCAUACCCGAAAGCCGCUCUGUCUCGGUGGAAAAAUCAGAGCACAGCGAUUCCGACGACUCAGAGAGCGGACUCGGUGUCUUCGGUUCACCGCGUGUCUCUCCCGCCAGCACGAGCCACACGAGCCCGCCAGCAGAGGCGAGUUCCCCGAAGCCCAGUGCGCGACCAAGGCCUAAGCCACGCUUCCGCCGCCGUACCUCGUCCCCUGGCUUGGAGCCACCACAGUCGACUGAUCCGCCAGAUGACGACGUUGAAGAGGGCGACCGCCAGAGAUCAGAAGGCUCGGGCUCCAAGCCUCGGCCUUCUCCCGCUGUUUCUCCUGCGGCAUUGGAUGGGGGGAGCGACGAGGAAGAAGCCGAUCAAGCAUCAGCAGCGGCGGCACUGCGUCCCAAGCCUAAGGGACGAUUGGUCUUGUCAGACGACGAGGAUUGAUGAUAUCUUGUUGUUUGUUAUUCGCUAUCAUCCUGCAUACUGUACCAACACUGUCGGCCGUCUCCGGACGCUAGCUUAGACUUGUCUGAUUAAUGGAUACUGUGGAUUCUGUGCGCGGGCGCGUGUUCAUGCAUAACUACCGAC